UAUAUAACCCCGAAUCGCGGGCACCGCCCCCCUUCCGCUCGCACGUUGGGAGGCUGUCUUCGCCGCCGUACACCGUUUGCUCGUCAGCCUCAGGAACUCGCCCGACUCGGUGGUCAUCAUGUCAUCCGACGAAGGGAAGCUGUUUGUGGGCGGGCUGAGCUUUGACACCAACGAGCGCUCGCUGGAGCAGGUGUUCUCCAAGUACGGGCAGAUCGCCGAAGUGGUGGUCGUCAAGGACCGGGAGACGCAGCGCUCGCGGGGCUUCGGCUUUGUCACCUUCGAGAACAUCGACGACGCCAAGGACGCCAUGAUGGCCAUGAACGGGAAGUCCGUAGAUGGACGGCAGAUCCGCGUGGACCAGGCGGGAAAGGCGCCCGACAGCCGGGCCCGGGGCGGCCGCGGCUUCUUCCACGGGGGCCGCCCCCGGGGCCGCGGCUACUCCGGAGGAGGAGGGGACCGAGGCUAUGGAGGUGGCCGCUACGAGUCCCGCAGUGGGGGUUCCAGGGAUUACCGAGACUAUUACAGCAGCCGGAGUCAGCAUGGCGGCUAUGGAGACCGGGGCUCCGGGGGCUCCUACAGGGAUGACUACGACAGCUACGCUACACACCACGACUAAGAGGGGCUCAGGACCGCCCUCCGCCCGGCCGCCGCUCACCCAGUGCCCACCGCUGCCGCCCGGCCCCCCUGGCUGCGCGCUGUGAGCGCUCGUGGUUUUUUUUGCAGAGAGCCGGGAGUUCUCGGAGCAGCCGGGGUCGUGUGGGCAUUUACUUGUUUGUCUUAGUUUUGCUUUUUGAGUUUUUGCUUUCGUUUUUUUGUUGUGUUGCCUUCUGUCUCUGACGGGGGGGAGCAGCCCCGGAGGACACUGGCAGGCUCUCGCUGCCCCACCAACAGCCGGCCACCCACCGUGUGGUCGUGGUCCCGGCCACGGAGCUCUUGUACGCCGUUGUCUCCGGCUUCACGAAACCCAUUAAAGCCCGUGUGAAAUGAA
Messenger RNA from Ochotona princeps (American pika), 988 nucleotides. RefSeq names its product cold inducible RNA binding protein (gene CIRBP). The record is from RefSeq and is a predicted model, not a curated record. The transcript is spliced from 7 exons. Lineage: Eukaryota; Metazoa; Chordata; Mammalia; Lagomorpha; Ochotonidae. Gene Ontology annotation, biological process: positive regulation of mRNA splicing, via spliceosome. Gene Ontology annotation, molecular function: RNA binding. Gene Ontology annotation, cellular component: spliceosomal complex. Bases 119 to 616 code for a protein of 165 amino acids.